Messenger RNA from Paramecium tetraurelia, 345 nucleotides. RefSeq lists its product as uncharacterized. The record is from RefSeq and is a predicted model, not a curated record. NCBI's taxonomy places the organism in Eukaryota, Ciliophora, Oligohymenophorea, Peniculida, Parameciidae. The transcript is spliced from 2 exons.
AUGAUUGAAGAUGAUGAAUCUGAAGGAUUCUUUCAACUCAAGCUAUAGAAAAAGAUUAAGAAGCAUAGAAGCAUACCUUUAAGGAUUUAAAAGCAUUAUGAAUCCUUAAGUUUGAUGUAGACCAAGGCAACUGAUUAAGAAUAAUUAAUUCUCUCUUUAAUCCAAAAGCGAGCGGAAUUCUAUUCCAAAAAUAAAUAAAUCAUUUAGUGGAAAGAAAAUAUUUCUGAAUCUCAUUCAACUAUUUUUGUUAAUCUAAUCAAAAGUGAAUCAGAAACUUUUGAAGAUAGCGAAUUUAUUUUCCAAUAACCUCUUGAUGAAUUUCCCUUAGGAAGCUAUUCGCACUGA